AGAAAAGAGGAAGAGAAACACGAACACAGCUCUUCAAAAGGCUCAGACUUUGCUUUGAGUGAGAGAGACUAGAAGAAGAAGAAGAAGAAUGCAAGUUUCAGGUGUAAUAAGCGACGUGUCGUUGAUAGUUCCGAAGAGCGGUGGUCUCAGGUCGCCGGAGUUGAGGCAAUUCCAAUUUCAUUCACUAUCCGAUUCCAAGUCCUUUGUUAAUUCUUCUGGUUUUUUCAGAAGUGGCCGUUCAUUUUACAUUCCCAAGCUUGGGAAUGGACUGUAUAAGUGUCGAGCAAGGUCCAUGAUUGUGAGAGCAUCCGAGGGUUCAAGUGAUAAUUUGGUGCCAGUUGCUCCUCUUGAAUUUGAAUCCCCAAUUGGCCAGUUUCUUGCACAAAUAUUGCAAACCAAUCCGCAUUUAUUGCCUGCAGCCAUUGAUCAGCAGCUUGAGAACCUUCAAGCUGAUAAAGAUGCCCAGAGAGAAGAAGUUCCCCCUUCAUCGCAAGAUUCUCUCUACAAGAGAAUUGCUGAAGUUAAAGAAAAGGAGAGGCGCAAUGCACUGGAAGAAAUACUGUACUGCUUGAUUGUUUGGAAGUUUGUGGAGAAUGACAUUUCAAUGAUUCCAAAGAUAUCACCAACUUCAGAUCCUGCUGGUCGGGUGGAUUUUUGGCCAAACCAAGAGAGGAAACUAGAAGUUGUUCAUUCACCUGAAGCAUUUGAGAUGAUACAGAACCAUUUAUCUCUUGUACUAGGGGAGCGAGUUGUCGGUCCCUUAGAUACCAUUGUUCAGAUCAGCAAAAUUAAACUGGGAAAGCUGUAUGCUGCAUCAAUAAUGUAUGGUUAUUUUCUUAAAAGAGUUGAUCAGCGGUUUCAGCUGGAAAGAACCAUGAAAACACUUCCUGAGGGUUUCACCAAAGACCAAGGUCCUGAAGAUCCAUCACCAGCAAACUGGCUGUGGGAUCCUGAUUCCUUGAUCAGGGUACCGCCUGAUGAUGACUAUGAUAGUGACAGCAUAAGCAAAUCGUAUAGGCUGAGAUCCUAUGUAAUGUACUUAGAUGCAGAUACUCUUCAGAGAUAUGCUACCAUAAGGUCCAAGGAAGCCAUUUCUUUGAUUGAAAAGCAGACACAAGCCAUUUUUGGCAGGCCUGACAUUAGGAUUGCCGAGGAUGGCUCAAUCGACACAUCCAAUGAUGACGAGAUUGCACUUACUUUCUCUGGGUUGACAAUGCUUGUCUUGGAGGCAGUUGCAUUUGGAUCAUUCCUGUGGGAUGCUGAAAGCGAUGUUGAAUCCAAAUACCACUUUGUAAAAAGCUAAGAACACCCUGUUGUUAUGUGUACACUCUUGAGGCUGUAUAUAUGUAAUGUAAUGAGCAUGUUCUAAUUGAUUUAAAGUACAUAUAAAUAUGUGAUUUAGGCAUCUUUUUUCCAUAUAAAUGUAUACUGUUUGUUCA
Molecule: messenger RNA, 1439 nt
Organism: Ziziphus jujuba (common jujube)
Lineage: Eukaryota; Viridiplantae; Streptophyta; Magnoliopsida; Rosales; Rhamnaceae
Product: UV-B-induced protein At3g17800, chloroplastic
Exons: 3
Coding region: 89-1303 (404 amino acids)
Source: RefSeq, a predicted model, not a curated record